CAUGACGUGAGAUCCCUAAUUAUAGGCCUUACUAAGAACGAGUUGGUGGAGUGUUCCCUACUGGUUUUGAAAGAGAUUUUGGCUUCAUAUCUCCGCUUAAAGACUGUUUUCUUACCUUUUUAAGUAGUGAGAUAAUCAGCAGAUCAAAAUGUGGAAGAUUUUUGGAGGAAAAAGUAAAGAGCAACCGCCAACAACUCAAGAGGCAAUUCAGAAGUUACGGUCCACAGAGGAAAUGUUGACGAAAAAAAGUGAAUUUUUAGAAAAGAAAAUCGACGGAGAAGUACAAACAGCUAGGAAAUUUGCUUCAAAAAAUAAGAGAGCUGCUCUGAUGGCAUUAAAGAGGAAGAAACGACUCGAAAAACAACUUCAGCAAAUCGAUGGAACGUUGUCUACGAUUGAGUUUCAAAGAGAGGCGCUGGAGAACGCUAACACUAACACUGAAGUGCUUAAAAAUAUGUCGUAUGCUGCAAAAGCAUUGAAAUCUGCUCAUCAACAACUUGAUGUUGACGAUGUGCAUGAAAUGAUGGAUGACAUUCAAGAACAGACAGAACUGGCAGAUGAAAUAUCUAGAGCCAUAUCAGAACCAGCAGGCUUUGGAAUGGACGUUGACGAGGAUGAAUUACUGAAUGAACUUGAAGAACUUGAACAAGAGGGACUGGAUGAACAGUUGCUAGAGGUUGCUGGAACAAGUAGUCUGCCAGCAGUUCCUGAGACAGAACUACCAGCUGCCCCAGCCAAAGCCAAGACUAAAGCAGCAGCAGAAGAAGAUGAUUUAAGAGACCUUGAGGCAUGGGCCUCUUAGAUUCAAUUGAUCAUUUAAACUUUUUUCAUGUUUAGUCUAGGACAGUCUUGUAAUCAACCCCUGCCAAAAACAACAUACUGUUUGAGUUGUGGCCUCUUAGGACAGUCAGUUAUUUCCUUAAUCUUUUUCAGUUUGAGCACUAAAUAUUUAAAGCUCUUGAAAUACAAUUCCUGGUAUGGAUAUAGCAUGGUCAAAGUCAAUAUUCAAUAAAAUCCUCAGUACAGUGAAUACUCUGUAACAAGGAACAGGUCAAAACUUGGUGAGGUAUACCGAGAAAGGUCACUGAUGUUAAAAUAUUGUGGAUCAAUAUAUGAAAUGUAAAUUUUUGCCACCCAUUAGUAAAAAUGGGUUGAUACCAUUCUUCAAGUUGAUGGGAGAACAAGCAUGUUUCUGAUUUUUUUAUUUGAUAUCAAUAAUGAUUUUGAUGGUGAGACAUUUGUGAUCUGUUUAACUAAAUGUGAGGUUUCUUCCUCUAUAAAUGUUAAUUGUUAUUCAGUACUAUGUUCUUGACUCAACAACACUGAUAAACAGAAUAGAAACUGACCAUUAUUCAGUGCCCUUUAACUACACUGGCCUCCACACAUGAAUGUACUCUUUACCUUUAUGUGAUGAGAAGAAGAAUGCAAGCUUAGAAGGAGAUAAAGAGUGGCUAGAACAAUGAUUAGGAGUAUCAGUCCAUCCUUAUCCACUAGUGCACUGGAAUAAACUACUGCUAGUUAUGUUUUAAAUUAUUCUUAAUUCCUGUAUCAACUAUUACUUUAAGGCUGUCCACAUACUCAUACAUGUGGUAAUGUUACACCUGUGGGAAUGGAGGUGUACAUCAGUUUUAAAGAGAAACAAUUGUGAGGUUUUUUAGUUAGGGUGAGAAGAUGGUAUGAACCCAAAUUAAAUCAUAAUUUUACUUUACUAGGCAGUCUCUUAAGUUGAUUAUUCCAAAGAAAUUGUCCUGUGCAACAUGUACAGGAAACUUUUAGGUUGGUAUUUUCUUCCAUAAUUUCUUCAAUAACAACAUCUGAUUUUGUUGACUUAAAAUGACAGCUGCAUCAUUUGAUGCAAGUUUGUCUUAUUUUGAAAACUUCUCCCUGAGAAAGUGGCAGGAAUCUGGAUAUUAAGUUUAAUUACAACAAAGUAAAGUGCCAAGUGGGAUGUUAAAGUUGUGGAUAAUUGACGUUGUGAGGGUGUGGAGUUUCUUUAAAGUUUGUAUUCUGGCCAAAAAUACUUACAUGCUUGAUGCCAAAACAAACAAACAAUUUACCAGACAAAUAUUGGGGAAAGUUUACUGAAAAUAAAUAACAUUUUAUUCAACAAGCUCUGAGACUUAAAUAACAAACAUUACUUAAUUUAUCAAGUAGGCAGUAAUUAAUUCCUAGGCCUAAAGUGUGUACCAUCAUUCUAUCAAAUACCAAAAUGCUAAAAAAAGAUGUUAGGCACAUAAAGCAAAGUCUGAUUGCCUUACCCCUUAAACUUGUAUGAGUGACUGACAUUUAAUUUUCCCAUCAUUAUCACCCCUGAUUUAAAUUUUAAGGUCAUUGUCAUAUGCCAGCUAAUGAAUAUCUUUAGAAUAUAUUCUUAAGAAUUUACAUAU
Pocillopora verrucosa is the source of this 2387-nucleotide messenger RNA. Its product is annotated as charged multivesicular body protein 4b. The record is from RefSeq and is a predicted model, not a curated record. Gene Ontology annotation, cellular component: multivesicular body; ESCRT III complex; cytoplasmic side of plasma membrane. NCBI's taxonomy places the organism in Eukaryota, Metazoa, Cnidaria, Anthozoa, Scleractinia, Pocilloporidae. Gene Ontology annotation, biological process: late endosome to vacuole transport via multivesicular body sorting pathway; vesicle budding from membrane.